AAAGAAAAUUAAAGAGGGAAGAAGAAACCCCCAAAUUACAGAACCCUAUAGCCACACUGUCAUUUCUCGAUCCGACUGAGUUCUUCCCAAAUUCUCAAAAUGAGAAGUAGCUUAGCGAAGAUUCCAUACCGCGCCACCACCACUGCUUCCUCAAUCACCGCCGCUUUCUCCACCUCAUCCGCCGCCGGCGGUGGCGGCGGUAGAGGCCGCGGCCGUGGUACCCCGUUCCAGUUCACCGUCGACGCCUCUCCCGAUGACCAAACCGACAAAAAUUCAAAAACCGAGGUUGAAACCCCUCCGCCGUCGUAUGGCCACGGCCGCGGCAGAGGCACACCCCUACCUUCAUCCCCCGUCCUCCCUUCAUUCUCUUCCUUCCUUAACGAAUCAAAACCCCCUCCGGUAGGCCGCGGCCGUGGUGUUGCUAUUCCCGCUAGUCCCACACCACCACCGCCGCCGCCGCGAGUAUCCGAAUCGCCCUCCGAGAAGCCGCCGCCGAAACCUAAUGUCAAACUGCCGUUCCUCUUCGUCAAGGACGAGGAGGAGCAAGCCGACGCCGCCGAAUCUGAGGUCCCAUCCGCACAAGAAACUCUACUCCGGAGCGACAUUGUCAGCGUGUUAUCAGGCGCCGGUCGUGGAAAGCCCGGAAAACCCCCCACCGCCGCCCAACCCGAAAAGCCCCAAUCAGAGAAUCGCCAUAUCCGCCAAAGGCCGCCUCAGGGCAAACCACCGGUGGCGGUUUCUUCCGAUGGGGCGGCGCCGCCAGCAGUGCAAUUGAGCAAGGAGGAGAUGGUUAAAAAGGCGAAAGAGAUAUUGUCUAAGGGAGACGAAGAUGGUGGGGUAAGUAGACCCGAAGUUAGAGAUAAUCGAGAUAAUCGAGAUAAUCGAGGCGGUGGUAGAGGUGGUAGAGGCGAAAGAGGAAGAGGAAGAGGUAGAGGAAGGGGAAGGGGAAGAGGAAGAGGAAGAGGUGACGACAGAUACGAAGAAUCCGAUGAUGAAUCGGACGCGCUUUUUAUUGGCGAUCCGGCCGAUGAGGAGAAAGUGGCACAGAAGCUUGGACCGGAUGUUAUGGCUCAACUGGCGGAAGGGAUUGAUGAAAUGUCGAGCAGGGUUUUGCCGUCUCCUUUCGAUGAUGCUUAUAUGGAUGCGUUUGAAACUAACUUAAGGAUUGAAUGUGAACCGGAGUAUUUGAUGGAGGAGUUCGGCACGAAUCCUGAUAUUGACGAGAAACCUCCUAUUCCGCUUCGCGACGCUCUUGAGAAGAUGAAGCCGUUCCUCAUGGUAUACGAAGGGAUUAAGGAUCAAGAAGAGUGGGAGAAAAUUAUAGAAGAAACGAUGAAGGAUGUCCCUCUUAUCAAAGAGAUUGUAGACCAUUAUAGUGGGCCCGAUAGAGUAACUGCCAAGCAACAGAAUGAAGAGCUAGAAAGAGUUGCCAAGACACUCCCAGCUAGUGCACCUGCUUCUGUAAAGCGUUUUACGGAGCGCGCUCUUCUCUCACUGCAGAGCAACCCAGGGUGGGGAUUCGACAAGAAAUGUCAGUUCAUGGAUAAGGUUAUAAUGGAGGUUUCUCAGAACUACAAGUAAGCUGUUCGUUCCCAUGCUCGACUUAGUAUAUUCUGUCACGGAAUAAGAUUUGUGCUUCCAGUCAUUCGGAAUUACAAGAAACAGAGGUAUUGACUGACCUGAAUUUGAAAGCCUUUAUGGAUUAAUCCUCGAUUUCUAUCUGUUUGUUCGUGUUUAACAACGUUGAAUCAUCUCCUCGGAAUUUUUGAGGUUUUUAGCAGAGAUUUUGUUCAAUGUUUUUUUUGUUUAAUUGAACAUUUAAUUUAAUAUGCUACUAUAUUUCUACUUUUGCCGCACCACAAGUAUCGAAUUGGUCCGAGUUUUUGGGAGCAUUGUACUUGGAUUUGUAAUAAUAAGUUACAAGAGUGAGAUCUUUAUAUAUGUUUUGAAGAGAGAAAAUCGUGUGGUUACUUUGUAGAUGCUUCACUCGAUGAAUUACGUCAAGUAGUUUCCCAACU
This is a messenger RNA of Erythranthe guttata (spotted monkey flower), 2018 nucleotides long. RefSeq names its product hydroxyproline-rich glycoprotein family protein. NCBI's taxonomy places the organism in Eukaryota, Viridiplantae, Streptophyta, Magnoliopsida, Lamiales, Phrymaceae. The record is from RefSeq and is a predicted model, not a curated record.